Messenger RNA from Centruroides sculpturatus (bark scorpion), 5425 nucleotides. RefSeq lists its product as uncharacterized. The coding region runs from base 1340 to 3670 and encodes 776 amino acids. The transcript has 13 exons. Gene Ontology annotation, cellular component: Golgi apparatus. Lineage: Eukaryota; Metazoa; Arthropoda; Arachnida; Scorpiones; Buthidae. The record is from RefSeq and is a predicted model, not a curated record. Gene Ontology annotation, molecular function: protein binding.
AUAAACUAAGAAACUUGAUUAAAAAAUUAAUCCAUAUCUUUCUUUGUUUUAUGGUAAUUAUAUCAUUAAUCCGUAAUGGAAACUUCAAACGUUCGUUUCGAACGUUUACCUAAAGCCGAGAGAAGACUUUCAGUAUCCAAUAUGGCGCUUGUACAGUAAUUUCUCCUCAUUUAACGAGCUGGCAGAUUCAUUACAAUCGACUGUUCCCCGCUCGUACUAAUAACAUCCAAUUUGUGUUCUGUAGGAACUCAAAACGAGAUCGAUGAUCAGCUGCACUCGGAGAUCGUGUGAAAUAAGCAGAAGGUUAGUGCAUGUUGCACGAACCGCAUCCACUUUAUUUAAAUGUUGUUUAAGAUUUCAUCCAAUCUGUUUUUAACCUCCUCAUUUCUCAUUUGAAUACAAAAAUUUGUUUACUAUCAUAAGCACUUGUUUCCUAGACGGAAUUCCGUUCGCGAUAAUGCCCUUCAAAGGAUGCUGGAAUACUGGCAAUACAUUAUCACUCCCCCUUCCCCUCUCGCACUCUGCAGUUUAAAAUGACUUUCUACUGUAGAAUUCGCAGAAAAGAUCGCGCCGGGUUUAGCCAUCCUCAUUUGGAGUAGGAGGAAGAGGAGGAGAUGAAAAAAUUCCGUCUGUGACGUCACGAUCAAUGAUUCACGUGACGAGGUCAAUGUCCUUUCCUGUCGUCCGUCGAAAACUAACCAGAAAAUUUAUCCGCUUGUGUAAUUUUAUAAACUCUGUAAAUUAUGUUGCACGAUGUGAUUAAUUACUUCACCCCAGCCUUAUCUGAAAAAUAUGCAAAUUAGAUGACGUACCAAUAGUAAUCAGUGGCUCUGGUAGAUAAUUUAACGAACGUUUACAUUUGAACAUUUUUUUAAAAUUAAUAAACUCGAAAGUUUGAAAUGUCUACUUUAAGCGCAUGAGUCAUGCUGGAAUAAUGGCACAUCUGUACACUAAAGGAGUAAGCUGGAGUGUCGUUACAUCCAUAUAGGAUCGACGAGCGCGUUUGAACCGUUGCCUGGCAACCAACGAACUAUGUAUAUAAUAUUCAUCGUGUAUUAUUGUCUGAAACCAAGCGGAAAAUAAAAAUUUCAUUCAUAAACAAGUUUUAAAUAAAAAGUAAAAAAUUACUUUUUAAUUUCUCACUCGAUUGAUGCUGAUAAAUUCACUAUAGGUGAGCAGGUUAUGAAGGAGAUUAACAAUUACUUGGCAGGUGGUCAAAGUGGAAUAACUUCGCUAACAAAAUUUAAAUUAAUUGCAAUUUUAAAAGCGAAAACGGGGGAUUUCGUAGAUAGUCAUCGAUUUGUUUCGAGCUGCGUGAAGCGGUAGGUUAGAUUUGUUUAUGAUGCCAAUGAUUGUUGUAUUAUCAUUCUUUACUUUUUUAGGCGGAAUGUGGUCUAUUGUGCAAACUGGCAGUGUUAAUAACCAAGGGGCGCCGAGUUCCAGGAGCAAACACGCCAUGUGUAGCACACAGACUGGAAUGAUUUAUCUUCUAGGAGGUAGAAGUGCCAAUUUACCAUUGAAGGAUUUUUGGAGAUUCGAUCCUGUGCAGAGUUUAUGGGAAGAAUUGCGUUGCCGUGGAAACAGACCGCCUUGUCUGCAGGAACACACCAUGGUGGGAUGGAGGCACUUCCUUUAUGUUUUCGGAGGCGAAAUUGGCUUUGCAUCUACAGGCGAGACACCUUUGUGGAUUUUAGAUACUGGUGUUGGAACAUGGAGAAAACACCAUAUUAGAGGAUUAAGUGGGCAACAACCAUCUGGCAGAAGAGGGCAUACUUCUGUAGUUUAUAAUGGAGCUAUGCACGUUUAUGGAGGUUAUCAAGAUUUGAGAGGUUCCUCUUCUGAAUUGUGGUCGUUUGAUUUUGUGACGGAACGUUGGCAUCUGACAUUGCUUCCCAGUCACGUGGAUCAGCCACCUGCCAGGCAUAACCAUUCUUCGGUUGUCCACGAUGCUGCCAUGUGGGUUUAUGGUGGGAUGACCGACCUACAGGAAAGAAACGAUUUCUGGAAAUGGGAUUUUGUAUCGAAGCAAUGGAGUCGUAUUCGAUCUCAGAAAGGCCCAGGAGAAUUACACGGUCAUUCCGCUGUAAAAGCAAUGUCAUGCAUGUAUAUCUUUGGAGGAGAAAGAGCAGGUGUCCUGUUAAAUGAAUUGUGGAGGUACCACUUUGCAACCGAGACAUGGGAGCGCCUUCAGCCCGAAGGAGUUAUACCAAAUCCGAGAUGUCGGCACGCGGCAGUGAUAGAACCUACUCUCCAUACUUGGGACGACAAGAUCAUUGCUUGGGAAAACAGCCCCCAGCAAUCUAAUACCACUCGUUCCAACCAUUCCCAUCAUCGGCAUUCUCACCCUGUGGGAACUUCAGAUACGCCGCCUAAAUCGGCGUCUAUGUGUUUCACACAGAGCGAAUCUGCUGAGAAUGGACGGAAAUAUUUCAAAUUCCGCGUGCAUCCCGUUUCUCGUCUUUGUAGCAAGAGUACCAGUUCGGACGACGAAGACGAAGAUUCCGAGUACGUAGCAGCUUAUAAUCACAACUCAGCCCAAGUUAACAUUAGUAAAUCCCUCCGGGAGAAGAUCACCAGCAGCAGGCUGGUGCGCAGUAUCUCCAGCGGUAGCUACAGCAUCCUCCAUAACCCCCCCGUAGAAGGUCAUGCGGAUGAGUUGGAACGCCUCGUAGAGGAGACACCGCACCAGCAACAUCGCACUAUUCAGAAGUCGCACAGUUCCGAUGCCGUUUUAGAAUCCGAUAGCGAAACGUCUACUCCCCAACAUACGCGGCCUAAACUCGAACGUUUACCAUCUCCCGGCACUAAUCAUCCUCGUUCCUUCCAUCCUACCACCCCUACCGGUUCCAUUAGAACUUCAGAAUCUCAAAAGGAAAAAUCAUCAAACGGUGACUGGUGUUGUUGUUACCACGGUAGUAGCAACUCUUUGCGGAUGAUGGGCCACACUCAUUGCGAUGUGUGUCACAGAAUGGUGCCACAGUCUGCAGGAAGCCGAGGAGGACGCCUCGCAUAUGACGGACCAUUGACUACGGUCAAAGAUGUCGAGGAAGAGACCAGCGAGGGGGGAGACGAAGCAGUACCCGUCCCAGUCACCACUCCAAAAUCGAUGGACGCAGUGCUGGUAGAUUUGGACACCACUUAUCCCAUGGAGACCGAAAAGCCUCGCCAACAUCCAUCUUCUUACACUCUCUCGGAUCUGGUGACUCCGAGCGUCGAAAGCUGUGGAUUGUCUCAUUCCGUAUCCCACAGUUCUGGCUAUCACAGCUUCACAGACGAUGAAAGCGGCGAUUGUCACCGUGAAUUUGCGGGAUGUUUAAACAUUACAAGUCGCAGGCCUUCCACGCGCGGUCAUAGGGACGGUUUGCCAGUAGAGCUGAAGACAUUCAAUAAUUCUUCUGAACCACCGAGAGCUCGAUCGUGGGAUCGCAGUUCGCAGAGGAAGCAUCAGAUUCGUAACCAUCCAAUUACGCCCACUCCCACUUCCUCUAGCCUCCGUCUCGAACAUCAGAUGGCAUCGGUGUCACCCGGACGCAGAUGGCACCUGAGUCCUUCGAAACCAAGAAUUCAACAACGUCACUGGCAACUUUGCUUAUAUGUAUUCGGAGGAAGGGAGCAGGGUGCACCGGGAGUAUAUAGGCAACCCAUUUCUGUCUGGAAACUGUACGUGUGACAUUUUAGUCUAUUUUGUAACGUGUUUUCUAAUCUAGCCAUGUCAUAGAAAAUAUAUAUUUGCAGCCAUUAGAAAAGACCAUGUGAGAGGUGUAAGCUUCGAAUCCAUCUGUUCCGUCUUAUAUUUAUUCAUCGAGACUUUCUCUCUAAGAGAUUAGUCGAAGGACAUAUCCAAAAAGUCCAUUUUCUUAUCUCAUAUUUUUCCGAUGGAUACAUAAAAUCGUCCGUCCCAGGAUAGUCUAAUUAAAUGCUUUUAUUGACACCUUUUGGGAUGUAAAAAAAACGAGUUAGACAAUCCUAGCAUAAGAGUGGAAAACGGAAGAAAGAAAGAAAAAAAAAUUCUCAGCCAGUCAUUCCAUUUCUAGUCAGAUGUACAGACUUCUGUGUGUGAAAGUGUCGUUUAUAUCUGUUUAUCUGUUAGUGAAUUGUGACAGUUUUCUGUUUGCUUUGUUCAUUUUUCUGUCGUUCUCUUACCAUAAUAAUGCAUCAGUAUUAUAAAUUUAAAUAAUUGUACCAUUUUGUAUAAAAAAACAAUAUCAAUAAUAAAGCCUUUUUAGCAGCUGCUGCCUUUCAUUGUUCUGAGAUAUUCGCAGGUGCAGUUAAAUGGAAUGAAACAAUCUCCGAAAAGAUACACCUGCUUUACGAAUUUACAAGGUUGAAUUAUCAAUGAUCGGUUGAAAGUAGAAUUUAUUUUUAUCUAGAUGAAUUAUUUUUAAAGGAUUUAAUUAAAAUUUUUAUUUUUUAAAUUUAAUUACGCUAAGUUUCGUCACUUCCUGGUAUGAGUAACCGGAUAUUUAAAGGAAGAACUAGGUUGAUUCUUAGAUUUUUAUUUAUUACAAGUGACCAAAUAUUCGCGAUGUUUGCAAUUUCAUUUUUUAUGUUGCUGGUGUUUUUAAAAACAGUAAAUGCUCAUGAUACUAAACCUCAUUUGUCGUGUUUUAACGUGGAGAAAUGCAACAAUUCUUGUUGUGACAUUUUUCAAAGGAUGCUUGACGAAGAUUUCCAAUUAAUCUUGGAUGUUAAAGGAAAUAACGGUUUAAAGAUUGAACUGAAAAAUAAAUCGAGUAAUUGUUUGUUGAGAAACCAGAUUAAUUUAGUUAAAUUUAGAGAGAGACUCGUCUGUUCCUUGUUUAAAAGUCUCAUAGUGAAACUAGAUCCGAAGUCGAGAAAUCUUCUUUACGUCACGGUGGCUUCUAGUCUAGCCGUAGCUUGUUUCGUCACCGUCUGCGCGAUAAUCGGUCUGGCAAAUCGUCGACGUCUACCGAAAUGCCGUAAAAACGAGAAAACGGAAAAGUCGGACGCGUUCGACCAGGUGGAUCUGGCCGAGAGUUUUCCUCCCCCCGACAUACCCGAAGCCCAAGUGCCUAGGCAAAGCACGUUCUUCGUCGACGAUAAUCCACCCGCUGGCGAAAACGACGUCUGCCAAAGUUAAUAAUAUUUACUCGAGAUUUUUGCUUUUUUCCGACAGACGAUUCUCCAUGGCUUUCGACCCGUUAUUUGUAUUUACAAAUCCGCAAUCUGUUUUUAAAUUGCAUCGUCGACAGCUAUUUUUUAAGGCUUCUUGGUAAAUUGCGCUUUCGUAAGUUAUGAAAUAAAUUGUAGAUUCGUAAAAGAAUGUCUUCGCUCUUCUCCAAUUUAGUUAAUUAAAACCGUGCUGGAAAUAUACGCGUGUCUUUUUAGUCCGCCCAGACGAAAUUUUCAAAUAGUCGUAACGUUAAUUACGAAAAUGUAAAUAUUAAAUUAUAAUUUUUUAAAA